Messenger RNA from Chenopodium quinoa (quinoa), 810 nucleotides. RefSeq lists its product as uncharacterized. Gene Ontology annotation, molecular function: zinc ion binding; nucleic acid binding. The transcript has 2 exons. The coding region runs from base 1 to 810 and encodes 269 amino acids. Lineage: Eukaryota; Viridiplantae; Streptophyta; Magnoliopsida; Caryophyllales; Amaranthaceae. The record is from RefSeq and is a predicted model, not a curated record.
AUGACGAUUGAAAAACCUAUAACUGAACAAGAAAAGGCAAAAGCCUUAGUGUUACUAAGGCAUCAUUUACAUGAAGGCCUUAAAACUGAGUACAUGAUGGUUGAAGAUCCCAAAGAAUUAUGGGAUUGCCUUAAUGAAAGAUUUGGACACCACAAAAGGGUGCUCAUUACUGAGGCAUUAUUUGAUUGGACAAAUUUACGGUUCCAGGAUUUCAAAUUUGUAAUUGAUUACAAUUCAACCAUACAUGAGAUAGAAUCUAUAUUGAGAUACUGUGAUCAUCCAGUCACCGAUGAGCAAAUGAUUGAAAAAACACUCACUACCUUUCAUGCAAGAACAAUAUCUCCAACUGGGACUUUGGCCACUCAUCAUGAGGCAAAUGCAACAAGUUCUUAUCCACUCGAGGCAAAUGCUGCACGAAGAGGUGGACGUGGAAAUUACAAUGGCCGUGGAAAUUAUCGCGGACGAGGCCAAGGACGUGGUAGAAAUAAUUUCCAAAGAAACAGUAAUUUCAAAAAUCUUGAAAAACAGACGGGACAGUCAUCUGGAAGCCACAAACAAACUUCUUCUUCAAAGGGAAAAGACACAUGUUACAGAUGUGGCAUGACAGGGCAUUGGGGACGUACUUGUCGUACGGCCAAACAUUUGGUAGACCUUUACCAGGCUUCUGUAAAAGGCAAAGAGAAAAAUGCAGAAGCAAAUUAUGUUAAUGAAGAAAAUGCUCCAUGUCCUACCCUUGAUGUGUCCGAUUUCUUCAUGGACAAUGUUGAAAUUGGAAAUGAUUUCAUCUUUGUAGAAAAUAACAAUGCUUAG